AAAAUCACGUGAAAGCUGCAGGGUUAAAAUCGUAACUUUCAGCCACAAAAUGUCUUGGGGAUAUCAAUUAUCGUAAGUAGAAUAUCCAUUACAUUUGAUCCCCUUGAUGCUCCCCAGGAACUCAAGUACUCAAACUAGUUCUGUUACUAUAAAACACUCGUGUAGCCUUCUAGACAGCAGCUCUGAAGUGACCCAGUUCAAUCUUGUUCAGUUUUUUCCAACCAUUUCAUCAAGUUAAGAAUACAGGUUUGAGGGUGAAGGUGGAAGUUGCUAUGGCUCAUUUGAUUUCUACCUCUUGUUCCAUAAGUAUCCCUUCAAGAAGCAAUUUUUGUUCCAAAGAACAGAAUAUUGUAGGCACAAAGGUCUCUUUUGCAUCCUUUGGUUCACAAGUUUCUAGCUUUUCGCUUAAGAAGCUUAUCCAUCGAGGAGAGAGAUCACAAAGAGUUUGCACUAUUCAUGCAACGACUCUCCCUUUGACUGAAGAAGCCAAAACUCAACCUAGCUCUGCCUCUACAAAUAUCUCUCAUGAAGGAUCAAAGAAAAAACGGGUAAUGAUUAUAGGUGGCGAUGGCUAUUGUGGCUGGGCUACUGCCCUCCACUUGUCUAAAAAAAAUUAUGAAGUUGCAAUUGUAGACAAUCUUGUCCGACGUAACUUUGACCAACAGCUUGGUCUUGACUCACUUACCCCAAUUUCAUCCAUCCAUAACCGUAUUCGACGCUGGAAAUCCAUUACAGGUAAGACCAUUGAUCUCUAUAUUGGUGAUGUCUGUGACUUCGAGUUUCUGUCGGAGACUUUUAAGUCAUUUGAACCUACUUCUGUUGUCCAUUUCGGAGAACAGAGGUCUGCCCCAUACUCCAUGAUUGAUAGAUCGAGAGCUGUCUACACUCAGCAUAAUAAUGUCAUCGGAACAAUAAAUGUUCUCUUUGCUAUAAAGGAAUAUAGUGAGGAGUGUCAUUUAGUGAAGCUUGGGACCAUGGGAGAAUAUGGAACCCCAAACAUAGACAUUGAGGAAGGUUACAUUACGAUUAAUCAUAAUGGAAGAUCAGAUACUUUACCUUAUCCUAAACAGGCAAGCUCCUUUUACCAUUUGAGCAAGGUUCAUGACUCGAACAAUAUAGCAUUCACUUGCAAGGCAUGGGGAAUAAGAGCAACUGACCUCAAUCAGGGAGUAGUUUAUGGUGUGAGGACAGAUGAGACUGAUAUGCAUGAAGAGCUUUAUAACAGGUUUGAUUACGACGGAAUAUUUGGAACUGCUCUAAAUCGUUUCUGUGUCCAAGCUGCAGUUGGUCAUCCGCUUACUGUUUAUGGGAAAGGGGGCCAGACUAGAGGAUAUCUAGACAUACGAGACACAGUUCAGUGUGUUGAGCUUGCCAUCGCUAAUCCAGCACAGCAAGGCGAAUUCCGGGUCUUCAAUCAAUUUACCGAGCAGUUUUCUGUAAACGAACUUGCUGCCCUUGUUACAAAGGCAGGAGCAAAGCUUGGGAUUGAUGUCAAAACCAUAUCUGUGCCCAACCCUAGAGUAGAGGCAGAAGAACAUUACUACAAUGCAAAGCACUCCAAACUCACCGAAUUGGGACUCAAACCUCAUCUUCUCUCAGACUCCCUUCUCGACUCUGUGCUUAAUAUCGCAGUCAAGUUCAAAGACCGUGUAGACACAAAACAAAUAAUGCCCAGUGUUUCUUGGAAAAAAAUUGGCGUCAAACCAAAAACUAUUGCGGCCUAAGACCCGAAGACGAGGAGAGACCUUAACAGGUAUCAGUAGCAUGGAAUAGUACAAAUGAAUAUCUCGUCCUUAUAGCCCAGUUACUAGAUUAUAUAUGCAUUAUUACAUGGUGAACACUAAAGCUAGGCUGUUUACUGUUGUAUUCAACAAUGUAUACUUGUAUUGUAAGUACUAUGUUAAAAGGUGAGUUGUUUUGGCACUGUAAUGAUUUUCAAGAAGCUGAGCUUGUUUUGAUCUGA
Molecule: messenger RNA, 1963 nt
Organism: Daucus carota subsp. sativus
Lineage: Eukaryota; Viridiplantae; Streptophyta; Magnoliopsida; Apiales; Apiaceae
Product: UDP-sulfoquinovose synthase, chloroplastic
Exons: 3
Coding region: 273-1724 (483 amino acids)
Biological process (GO): sulfolipid biosynthetic process; glycolipid biosynthetic process
Molecular function (GO): UDPsulfoquinovose synthase activity
Source: RefSeq, a predicted model, not a curated record